UGUGGUCCUCUCAAAAUUGAUACCACUUUACUUCUUAUCAUACACACAUUGUGAUUCUUCUCCUUAUCCUACGCACCCUUUCUCAUCUCUACACUCAAAUUCCACACACCAAAAAAAAUUCACCAUUUUCUCAUCCUCUUUACAAACUUGAACCACCAUGUCAUCAUCAAGUGGAACAACUUGGAGCUAUGAUGAAGAAAAAGCAUUUGAGAAUGCCAUAGCCAUGCAUUGGAUUCAUGAAGAUGAAGAUUCAAAAGAGACACAAUGGGAAAACAUUGCUUCAUGUGUCCCCAACAAAACCAUGGAAGAAGUGAAACAACAUUACCAAGUAUUGGUAGAUGAUGUUAGUGCAAUUGAGGCAGGACAUGUUUCAUUUCCAAAUUAUGCUAAUGAAGAAACUUCAUCUUCAAAUAAAGAUUCUUCUUCUUCUAAGGCUACCACCACAAGUUCAGAUAAGAGAUCAAGUUGCAAUUUUGGAAGUGGAUUUUCUGGUUUGGGACAUGACUCCAAAGGAGGAUUGUCAAGGUCAUCAUCUGAACAAGAAAGGAGAAAAGGAAUUCCUUGGACUGAAGAAGAGCAUAGGCUAUUUUUACUUGGUCUAGAUAAGUUUGGAAAAGGAGAUUGGAGGAGUAUUUCAAGGAACUUUGUGAUAUCUAGGACACCAACACAAGUGGCAAGUCAUGCACAAAAGUAUUUCAUAAGGUUGAAUUCAAUGAAUAGAGAUAGAAGGAGGUCAAGUAUACAUGAUAUUACUAGUGUAAACAAUGGAGAUGUAGCUAGUAAUCAUCAUCAUCAUCAAGUACCAAUAACAGGCCAACAUAGUAGCACAAUUGCUUCAAGCACAAUGAGUUUAGGACAAUCAAUGAAGCAUAGAGUUCAGCCUCAUGGACAUAUGCCUGUUGGUGGUGGUUUAGGAAUGUAUGGAGCACCAGUUGGUCAUCCUGUUGCUGCUCCUCCUCCUCAUAUGGCAUCUGCAGUUGGAACUCCUGUUAUGCUUCCUCAUCCACCUUAUGUUGUACCUCUUGCUUAUCCAAUGGCACCUCCUACAAUGCAUCAAUAACUAAUGUUUUAAAUUGCAGUUGCGGUUAAGGUUAUGUUGAUGCAAUACUUGAUAUUACGGCUUAAUACAGGCAAGUGUGGCCGAUGCAGAUUCAAUUACUUUUGUGAUGUCGUUGCAGAGACCUUGAAAAUCUUUAUAUUGCGGCCGCAAAUGCGGUUGUAGAAUGAAAUUUAGAACCAUGCCAAUAACAAAUCCUCUUUCUUUUAUUUGUUGUUUUUAGUUUUAGUGAGGAUUUAAGGGAAAUUUCUCUUAUGUGGAAAGUUAAGUCAUAACUAUGUUAUGUUAAAUUCUGGUUUAGUUAAUUUCCUCAAAAGAAUUUGAGGAAUCCAAUAAUGGUACUAAGUAUAGAGUAUGUUUUAGUUGGUUUAGUAACUUUCCUUAUUAGGUGAUGGGUCGUGGUGUAUAUGUACAUACAUAUGAAGAUUAAAUACCAAGGAAUUGAAGCAAAUAAGCUUAUCUUUUUUACCAAGAUUGUCAUACAUGACAUCUCCCUUUUAUUUGAGA
Molecule: messenger RNA, 1564 nt
Organism: Cicer arietinum (chickpea)
Lineage: Eukaryota; Viridiplantae; Streptophyta; Magnoliopsida; Fabales; Fabaceae
Product: transcription factor MYBS1
Molecular function (GO): DNA binding
Source: RefSeq, a predicted model, not a curated record